Molecule: messenger RNA, 520 nt
Organism: Melitaea cinxia (Glanville fritillary)
Lineage: Eukaryota; Metazoa; Arthropoda; Insecta; Lepidoptera; Nymphalidae
Gene: Dad1
Product: dolichyl-diphosphooligosaccharide--protein glycosyltransferase subunit DAD1
Exons: 2
Coding region: 141-479 (112 amino acids)
Biological process (GO): protein N-linked glycosylation
Cellular component (GO): oligosaccharyltransferase complex; membrane
Source: RefSeq, a predicted model, not a curated record
UGCAGUAAUCUAUGGCAUAGAUGUUACACGUCAGUAACCAAUUCAAGUCAAAAUACGUCAAAAACAAGGCAAGCCGAAAAGCAAGAAAAAGCCGGAAAAUUUUAAUAAUUUCAGAAUCACAAAACGUUUAGAAGUAUACAAUGACGUCUCUUGCUUCUGUUAUUCCAAAACUCUACCAAGAAUACACAACUAAGACUCCAAAGAAACUAAAAAUCAUUGAUGCGUAUUUACUCUAUAUAUUUUUAACUGCGGUUAUACAGUUUGCUUAUUGUUGCCUUGUCGGCACAUUUCCAUUUAAUUCCUUCCUUAGUGGAUUUAUUUCUACAGUAAGCUGUUUCGUACUCGGAGUUUGCUUGAGAUUGCAAGUGAACCCAGAGAAUAAGAAUGAGUUCCAGGGACUGAGCGCCGAACGAGGCUUCGCGGAUUUCAUAUUUGCACAUCUUGUAUUGCAUAUUGUCGUCAUAAACUUUAUUGGUUAAGUCUUUCACUUAUUUCAAUUAAUAUAUAAAUAUUACAUAUA